Messenger RNA from Daldinia decipiens, 509 nucleotides. RefSeq lists its product as uncharacterized. Lineage: Eukaryota; Fungi; Ascomycota; Sordariomycetes; Xylariales; Hypoxylaceae. The transcript has 4 exons. The coding region runs from base 112 to 396 and encodes 94 amino acids. The record is from RefSeq and is a predicted model, not a curated record.
AAAAAAAAAAAAAAAAAAAAAAAAAAAAGACGGUGGGUCACCUAUCGGUCUAUCAGCUUGAUGCGAAAACACAUUGCUGCUUAAUUAUAGUCAUAGACAUAGACCUUAGCAAUGGGGCAAAGCGCUGCAAUGCAAGGACGCUUGUAUCUGGGCGAAGCCGAGUCACGGAUUCUUGCAUACGCAGAACAUUCCAAGGGUUCCGUACAGUCCUGUGUCGCUAAGCCCGGGCUUAUUGAAGCUCCGGGCAGGGAGAGGCGGAUAAUCCCUGGGCUUCCAACCAUCGACUUGCGCGAAUUCGCAGCGGCACUACUAGAUCAAGUUGUCAAUGGACUCGAGAAGGAUACGCUGCUAAACGAUUAUAUGGUCCGGAUUGGGCAGCGAGCUUUGGGCGAGUGAAAAAAGCUCGAAUACUAUUUUAAACUCAUUAACUUAGUAAACUAAGAUGCAAGAUGCCCACGACCUAUCCGAUCGGUUCAGAACCAUUGUUCUGUAUCUGUGCCAGCAUAUAC